Molecule: messenger RNA, 1181 nt
Organism: Zophobas morio
Lineage: Eukaryota; Metazoa; Arthropoda; Insecta; Coleoptera; Tenebrionidae
Product: serine protease snake-like
Exons: 5
Coding region: 63-1118 (351 amino acids)
Biological process (GO): proteolysis
Molecular function (GO): serine-type endopeptidase activity
Source: RefSeq, a predicted model, not a curated record
GUAGCACUGAAGUAGCAGAGAGCGUGAGCUGUAUACUCCAGUGUACGUUUAACAGUAAAGAAAUGUAUAAAUUCCUGAUUGUUGUUAUUAUGGUCUUGGUUAAAAAUGCUUAUACAGAGCGCAUUGUUGGACCGCCUUGCAUGCUUAAAUCAUCUGACACUCCAGGUAGGUGUCUAGUGCCACACAUCUGCAGGAUGAUUGAAGGGGUAGCAGGGCUUUGGAGAAAACUACCGCAAUAUACUUAUUGUGAAGAAAAAGUUAGCGAAAUAUCCCUUGUUUGUUGCCCAGAAAUUUAUCAACCAGGUUACAUAACUGAAAACAAAUGUAGAGAAUAUGCUUCGAUCUUAGAAGAGAAACAAUUAUGUCUUGGCAGUAUUAGUCCGACUAGCAGAACAAACUUUCCCCAUAUUGCGCUAUUAGGAUAUCCCGACAGAGAAAAUUGGCUUGAAACUCAGUGGCUUUGUAUGGGAGCACUUAUCAGUGAACAAUAUAUUUUAACAGACGCACAUUGUGUAUCUCAGCGCUGUGAGUAUAAAGUGAGUGAACCAACGGUAGUGUUGUUAGGGAUCGCGAAUGGUGAUGAUACUAACCAUAGACAGAAAAUAAAAGUUUCAAAGACAAUAUUACAUCAAGAUCCCUCUAACAAACAAGAGAUAGCGCUAGUAAAAUUAGAAAAACCAAUAGAAAUGAGUGCGUAUGUGCGUCCGGCAUGCCUAAAGGCAUAUGUUAACAUUCCUGUUACAAAAGUUUUUGUUACCGAAUGGCAUCUUAAGCCUGAUGCAGAAAUCAUCAGUAAAGAGUUGAUCGAAGUAGAGGUAGAUGUUCUAAAAGGACCCUGUAAUAAUGGUCCAACAAAUCCAUAUGCACAUGAUUUCCAUAUUUGCACAAGUCCACAGCGACAUCGUAAGAAUGCGAGUCUUGAUCGUGUUGGUAGUCCAUUGUAUAUAUUUCACAAUAACAAUUCUAAGUCGUGUAUGUACGACAUAGUUGGUGUGACUUCGGAAAGAGGACAGGAUGAUCAACCAGACCUAAACAGACGAGUUAGUUACUGGUUCAUUAAGUGGAUUGAAGAUGAAGUUUGGCCCGAGGAAAGUCAACCAAAGAAGUUAUUUACAUGAGGGCUUGUAGUACAAUUCUCACUAUAUUUGCAAAUAACUAGCAAAUAAAGCUGCUCCCAUUUA